CUGUCUUUCUUCUUUCUUCCCGGGCUCCCGGCGGUGACUGAAACGGGGCGGGGACUCGGGGUAGGGGUGACGCUUAGAACUUCUCUCCGGACCUAAGUAGGAGCCGAAGUCUCCCAGGGGAGAUCCUGAAGGGACCCCUGAGCCCUUCUGCUCCAGAGCUGCUUGUCCCGGGGUCCUCGGCCGGGCUUGGGGAUCUGCGCCCCCUGCCUCAAAUUGUAGAUCACACCACUGAGGCCCCUUGGCUGGGAAUCUCACUGGGCAGGCACCGGGUCAGGAAGGACAGCUCACCGUCACAGGGCCCAGGUGCCGGGGCCUGCAAGCCAGCUUGCAGGGCUCAGGAGGGGGGUACCAGCAUGGAGCAGCUUUGGGGUCCACUCCGGAGAGCGCGAGGGUUGUCCCCACGGUCCUCUCAGACCAUCUACAGGCGUGUGGAGGGCACCCAGCGGGGGCACCUGGAGGAGGGGGACAACGGGGAUGAGGGGCCCGAGCCGCCGGCCCCCUUCUGCCCCAUGGAGCUGAGGGGCCCCGAGCCCCUGGGCUCUAGACCAGGGCAGCAAAACCUCGGAUCCUGGGCAGCCGCAGGACGGAGGGCCGCCCCUUACCUGGUCCUGAUGGCCCUGCUGAUCUUCACGGGGGCUUUUCUUCUGGGAUAUGUGGCCUUCCGAGGGUCGUGCCAGGCCUGCGGGGAUGCAGUGGUGGUGGUGAGCGAGGAUGUGAACUAUGAGCCAGGCCCCGACCCCCACCAGGGCACCUUGUACUGGAGCGACCUCCAGGCUAUGUUCCUGCGGCUUCUGGGGGAGGGGCGCCUGGAGGACAUCAUCAGGCAAACCAGCCUUCGGGACCGCGCGGCCGGCUCAGCGGGGAUGGCCGCCCUGGCCCAGGACGUCCAGGCCGCGCUCUCGCGCCAGAGGCUGGACCACGUGUGGGCCGACACGCACUACGUGGGGCUGCAGUUCCCCGACCCGGCUCACCCCAACACCCUGCACUGGGUCGAUGCGGCCGGGAGGGCCGGCGAGCAGCUGCCGCUGGAGGACCCCGACGUCUACUGCCCCUACAGCGCCACCGGCAACGCCACGGGACAGCUGGUGUACGCCCACUACGGGCGGCCGGAGGACCUCCAGGACCUGCGGGCCCGGGGCGUGGAGCCGGCGGGGCGCCUCCUGCUGGUGCGCGUGGGGAUGGUCAGCUUUGCCCAGAAGGUGGCCACUGCCCAGGACUUUGGGGCCAGUGGGGUGCUCAUUUACCCGGACCCAGCGGAAUUCUCCUGGGACACACACAAGCUGGGCCUGUCCAGCCACCGGGCUGUGUACGGACAUGUGCACCUGGGGACCGGGGACCCCUACACUCCUGGCUUCCCUUCCUUCAAUCAAACCCAAUUCCCUCCAGUCCAGUCCUCAGGCCUGCCCAGCAUCCCAGCGCAGCCCAUCAGUGCCGACAUUGCCUCCCAGCUGCUGAGGAAGCUCGAAGGCCCUGUGGCCCCCCAAGAAUGGCAGGGGCACCUCCCAGGCUCCCCUUAUCGCCUGGGCCCCGGGCCUGGCCUGCACCUCAGGGUCAACAACCGCAGGGUCUCCACCCCCAUCAGAAACAUCUUCGGCUGCAUCGAGGGCCACUCGGAGCCAGACCACUACGUCGUCAUCGGGGCCCAGAGGGAUGCGUGGGGCCCAGGAGCGGCCAAGUCUGCGGUGGGGACGGCCAUUCUGCUGGAGCUGGUGCGGACCUUUUCCUCCAUGGUGAGCAACGGCUUCCAGCCCCGCAGAAGUCUUCUCUUCGUCAGCUGGGAUGGAGGCGACUUUGGGAGUGUGGGCUCCACAGAGUGGCUGGAGGGCUACCUCAGCAUCCUGCACCUCAAAGCCGUCGUCUAUGUGAGCCUGGACAACGCAGUGCUGGGGGAUGACGGGUUCCACGCCAAGACCAGCCCCCUUCUGAUCAACCUCAUCCAGAACAUCCUAAAGCAGGUGGACUCUCCUAACCACAGUGGGCAGACCCUCUACGAGCAGGUGAUGUUCACCAACUCCAGCUGGGAUGCUGAGGUGAUCCAGCCCCUGCCCAUGGACAGCAGUGCCUAUUCCUUCACGGCCUUUGCGGGGGUCCCUGCCGUGGAGUUCUCCUUCAUGGAGGACGGCCAGGCGUACCCGUUCCUGCACACGAAGGAGGACACGUAUGACAACCUGCACGCAGCGCUGCGGGGCCGCCUGCCCGCCGUGGCCCAGGCGGUGGCUCUGCUCGCCGGGCAGCUCCUCAUCCGACUCAGUCACGAUCACCUGCUGCCCCUCGACUUUGGCUGCUACGGGGACGUUGCCCUCAGGCACAUGAGCAGCCUCAACGAGUUUGCGGGGGACCUCAAGGCCCGCGGGCUGACCCUCCAGUGGGUGUACUCCGCGCGGGGGGACUACAUCCGGGCGGCCGAGAAGCUGCGGAAGGAGAUUUACAGCUCCGAGGGGAGCGACGAGCGGCUGAUGCGAAUGUACAACGUGCGCAUCAUGCGGGUGGAGUUCUACUUCCUGUCCCAGUACGUGUCGCCGGCCGACUCCCCGUUCCGCCACAUCUUCCUGGGCCGCGGAGACCACACCCUGGACGCCCUGCUCGACCACCUGCGGCUGCUGCGCACCGAGGGCGCCGGGGGCUUCCAGGAGAGCCGCUUCCGGCGCCAGCUGGCCCUGCUCACCUGGACGCUGCAGGGGGCCGCCAACGCGCUCGGCGGGGACGUCUGGAACAUCGACAACAAUUUCUGAGCCCAGGCCCGCUGCCUCCUCUCCCCACGGGAGCGAUUUCAGGGUGACGGAGGAGCCCUUCCGGCCCUAGCGGACAGACCCCCCACACGCACACACCCCCGGUCCUGCCCAGGUCGUGGGUGCGCAGGGCCUUCCAUCGUGUGGCGCGUGCUGUCAGCUAAUCAGAGAGCAGCGACGCUGGCUCAGUCACGGCCCCUUCCCCCUUCAGGAGCAGGGUCCACCAUGCUUGGGAACAGCCCCGAAGUGGAGGGUGGGGAGACGCUGGGACCAUCGCCUUAUGGCCACCAGGUGGUCUGUGGGGGGAGGCACGUGGGGUUCGGACUUCAGUAAACCACCUGCGAUACCUGUUGUCUGUGGGCACCUUUAGGCUUCCCCCUCACCCUUAGCCCCACCCUGGAACUGCCAGAGAAAAUAAUAAAGGCUCAUCCUCCAAAGAC
This is a messenger RNA of Choloepus didactylus (southern two-toed sloth), 3169 nucleotides long. RefSeq names its product transferrin receptor 2 (gene TFR2). Gene Ontology annotation, cellular component: external side of plasma membrane. The record is from RefSeq and is a predicted model, not a curated record. NCBI's taxonomy places the organism in Eukaryota, Metazoa, Chordata, Mammalia, Pilosa, Megalonychidae. The transcript has 20 exons. The coding region runs from base 354 to 2732 and encodes 792 amino acids. Gene Ontology annotation, biological process: transferrin transport; endocytic iron import into cell. Gene Ontology annotation, molecular function: transferrin receptor activity.